AUAAAGAACUUUGCACUUGACUGACGUAUAGUAAUUUCAUUGUUCUUUUGUUUCCUGAGCAAUUGCUGCAGAUAUGCACAUACGAUCCAUGUAAUAAGGAAUCUAAAUAUGAUCCUGUCUAUUUGCGAAGAGAACCAUUUGUAUCACGAUGACCAUUCCAUGGCUUGACCAAUCGUCUCCAAGCUUUCAAAACUCAGAACCAGUGUGCUGUGAACCAGUAAAGGAAGAGGAGAUAACUCCGUCAACUACAGAGAGGAGUCAACCCGAAUUCUCCAACAUCCACCCUGAGAGAAAUUCAGGUCCACCUAAGAAUUUGAAAGAAUUAGAAGGAGAGAUAACCUCUUCCUAUAAAAAAUUGACUCCAUUUCCUUGCUUUAAAACUAGUGAAAGAAGUCAGGUGAAUUCUGAUGGAAUCUUUGCUAAACAUUUAAAGAGGAGAUAUUUAGAUGUUGAUGGCCAUUUUCAAAGAAGUGGAAAACCCUAUAAAAUUCUGACUUGCCCUUCAUUUGCAUGUUUUGAGACAUUUAAAUUCAGAAACUUGCUUUCAGUAAGUCAGAAGCAAUUUUUAUUUAUCACAGAAAAAUCGUCCUGGAGAAAAUCUGUUUCACAUUUAAGGUUCUCCAGACUUGCCUUGAUUGCUUCCCUUGUAUUGUUGUGCCUGCUGGUCAUAGAUGCAGAAAACUCGCAUCAUAAACAAAACAACCGUUCCAAGGGAAUUGUUCCUAUAAAGGUUUUCUCAGAUACGUACUGUCUACCGUGGAUAACUGGGUCACUCAUCAGAAAAAGGCUACAACAGAAGGAGGUUUGGAUUGAUCCAAAGCGAGGCUCACGAACUGUAGGAAAACAUAGGUGUCACUGUACAAAGAACUCAUUUUUCAUGAGCAAUCACAAUACAAGUGACAGUUAUAAUUUGUUAUACCCUGUACUGCAGGAUUGCAACAAUCAACUUUAAGAACUGUUAUCUUUAAAUGAUAUGUAAAUAGUUUUGCUUUGAAUGUGCACUGUAUUUUUAUUUGAAGCCAAAAAAUGACUUGUGAAUUACUAGCAUGGAAGAAGCACUGAUUCGUAAUUUAGAAAGCUUAAGCAUUUCUGACUCUAUCCUAUUAAAACAGUGUAAUAGUGAACUGAUUCGUCUUUACACAUUUAGAAACUGGAAUGCCAAGGUGUUUGUAAUUCGACUUGCUGAGACUGGAUUUUUUUACUUGGGAGAAGGUGACAAAGUGCAGUGUUAUUUCUGUCACGUAGAAAAAGAAAACUGGGCCCCAGGGGAUAAGCCUAGUCUGGUUCACCAAAAGCUGAAUGCUAACUGCCCACUGCUGUCAAAUUCUGUGCAAACCAACAAUAUUCCUAUUUAUAGCAAUUUAGUGGAAGAACCACUUCCUGCAUAUUUCAGUAAGAUAAUUCACCUGCUCAGUGAGAGACACGUGGAGCGAGAUAGAGAUCUCAUCCCAGAAUCGCCAGGAGAUCGUCCAGUCAUGAGCCACAUCUCGGACUCGUCGCCUGGAUCCAUGAAUUUACCGAGAAGUAGAUCCAGAGAUUCCUCUAUUGGUUCAACCGGAUCUCAGGAAAACAGGGGAGGAAGAGGGAAUAGCCAGGAAGGAGGGUCGCUGGAACAGCCUCCCCAGAGAUUCAGCUUGGGAUUGUCAGGUCCCCAGGCUGCUACACCCAGUCUCCCCCAAACCCUGAGUGGUGGAAUCCCCUCCUCCCAGAAUGAGGCUACUCCCUCACAGCCUCUGCCACUAGAGGGUGACCCUAGCUUCCUGCGCUAUGAGAGAAAUCGCCUGGAAACAUUUAGGAAUUUCCCAGCAUCAGCCCAUGUUCUUCCUCGAGAUUUAGCCAGCUCAGGAUUUAUAUACACAGGUACUGGAGACAGGGUCCAGUGUGUUUUUUGUCGUGGUAUUCUCCGUGACUGGGAUGUCGGAGAAAAACCUCACAUCGAACACAAAAACAAAUUUCCCCGCUGUCCAUUUAUCCUGGGUGUCGACGUCGGAAAUGUAAGGAUGACGCCAGCCCAGCCUGCUCAGAGGGUCAACAUUGCGGGGAAUCUGAACAAUUCUCCCCUGGGUAACAUGGAGGCCCUGGGGAUAAACACUGACCGCCCUCGGCAUGGUAACUAUGCAGUGGAAAGCACACGAUUGACUUCAUUCAAUAACUGGCCGCAGUACAAGCACCAGACCCCUCCACAACUGGCAGCUGCCGGAUUCUUUUAUGCAGGGUUUGGAGAUAAUGUGAAAUGUUUUUAUUGCGAUGGCGGACUGCGGAAUUGGGAGCCGGGCGAUGAACCGUGGGUGGAGCAUGCUCGCUGGUUCCCACGUUGUUCAUUCGUUCGCACUGUAAAGGGAGACCAGUUUAUACGCAAUGUACAGGAAAGAUUUAAUCGACCCCUGUCUACUUCUGGUCAUCAAGUAGAGGCGAGAGAAAUCCGAGCUCGUAUGGAACUGCCAAUGGUUCGAGCUGUUUUAGAAACGGGAGUAGAUCGCAACAGUGUGAUGCAGGUCAUAGAAAGAAGACUGAGGGAAACAGGUGAUGAUUACCCCUCAGCCGAGGCCCUCCUGAAUGCCGUCCUCACUCUGGAGGAGGAGCCUGAGGUCCUCAAUGUUGCCUCACAGGAGCCUGUCCUCCCUGAGUACAGCCACACUCCACCCCGGGCACCAACACCUAGUAAUGCUAGUCAGUCCUCAGCAAAAUCAGAGGAGCCAUCAUCAUCCACUGGAGGUGGGUCUAAAGACCUUGUUGAGGAGAAUCGCCUCCUUCGGGAGCAGAAGACCUGUAAGAUCUGCCUGGAUGCUGAGGUUGGGAUGGUGUUCCUCCCAUGUGGUCACCUCUGCUGCUGUGUGAUGUGUGCCCCUGCUGUCAGACAGUGUCCCAUAUGUAGGGCUGAAAUCAGGGGCACAGUCAGGACUUUUAUUCCCUAAUUCUUUAUAAUUGAGACCAGUGUCAGGAUCAGAACUUUAAUGCAAUAGAAAAAUUAUGAAGACUUUUUAAAAAUACGCAAUAACUUAUUUACAAUUCAUACCCUCAGCAAUAAAAAAUUAAAAGGAUAUUCUAAUUACAAUGAGUGCUGCAUUUUAUUUCUGGAAUUUAUCUAAGAACGGUUUUUAAAGAUCUUUUUCCUACAAAGUUCGUUGAUAAAUAAUAAAUACCAUUUGGACAUGCUAAUUUUGUAUCAUGUGAUUGUAUUUUUAGAUUAAAAUGUAUUAUUUAAGGUUUCAUUGUACAUGAGUAAAAAGAAGGACAUCAGUGUCAGGACUAAGCUUUGAAAUCUAGAAUGAUGAGAAGUUAAAAGAAAGGAACCUUGUGACCUUGUGUAGUCUGACCUUGUACAUGUAAUAUGGUCAUUGAGAUAAGUCAAGUUCACAAGGUACAAGGGAAUUAAUGAAAGUUGUUGUGUAUGACAUAUUGACAGGAGAUGUUUACUCCCACCAGGCACCUGAUCCAGGUUUUACGAAAAAAAAAACCUUUCGACUAAGACCAGAAGUUUUAGUUGAAUGUAAAAUGUUGAAAAACUAUUGAUUCUGUUUGAAAUUUCUAGCAAAAAAUAUCGUGUUGAAUUCAUUUUAAGGAUUAAAUUCCCUUUCAAAACAAUUUAAAACAGAUAAUUUAAAUCUGGUCUUGAUCAUAAGAUCUUUUUCUAAAACGGCCCCUGGAUUUUAUGCUCUGUUCUCAGAUUUGAUUUCUUAGUUGAUUUUUUUCAUAUCUGUCACUGUUUGCUAUAUCUUUACUGUAGUAUUCCGUAACUCUGUAGACUUGUACCUUUAGGUUUUAAAUGUUACUCAUGUACUUCCGUAAUAAAUAGUUUGUAACCGCA
Saccostrea echinata is the source of this 3808-nucleotide messenger RNA. RefSeq names its product baculoviral IAP repeat-containing protein 7-like. Gene Ontology annotation, biological process: regulation of cell cycle; negative regulation of apoptotic process; positive regulation of protein ubiquitination. The transcript is spliced from 9 exons. Bases 1047 to 2915 code for a protein of 622 amino acids. The record is from RefSeq and is a predicted model, not a curated record. Gene Ontology annotation, molecular function: ubiquitin protein ligase activity; cysteine-type endopeptidase inhibitor activity involved in apoptotic process. Gene Ontology annotation, cellular component: cytoplasm; nucleus. Lineage: Eukaryota; Metazoa; Mollusca; Bivalvia; Ostreida; Ostreidae.